AUGUCGCUCCCCGAAAAAGCCGGCAUACAAGCCGAAUCCAUCGAACUAGCCAAACCCACCACCCUCCACCUCCCCAACCACACCGGCGACGUCGACCUCCUCGACUCGACCGGCAAAGUCCGCCGCAUCCCGAUCCCCUCCGCCGACCCCAAUGAUCCUCUCAACCUGAGCAAGUGGCGCAAACUCGGCAUCAUCAUCACGACCUGCUUCUACGCCAUCUUCUCCUUAGUCCUGGUAGGCGGCGCGGGCUCGAUCCUGCCCUUCUGGAUCGCGCUUUAUGCUCCGCAGGGGAAGUCGAUCCAGCAGGUGGUGAAUUUGACUACGUAUCCGAGUUUGGUUAUGGCGUUAGACCGUGGCGCAGGCGCCUUCGUAAUGCUCCCGUGCUCCAUAAUGUUUGGUCGCCGCCCGGUCCUCCUCGGCUGCUGCGCCCUGAUCUUCGCCUCUACCAUCGGCGCCGCGAAGAGCACAACCUACAACAGCCACAUGGCGUGCCGCAUCCUCCAAGGCAUCGCGACAGGAGCCACCGAAUCCGUGCUCCCGCUAAUUAUAAGCGACAUCUCCUUCCUCGACGAACGCGGCCUUCUCUUCGCCUGCUACUGGGGUUUCCAGAACUUCAUCGGGAACAUCUUCACCAUCACCGUUGGGUUCCUGGUGGCCGAGACGUCGUGGAGGUGGUUCUAUUGGUUAUUAACGAUUCUGGGGGCGGUGGGGUUCGCGUUGAUCUUCUUCUUGGUGCCGGAGACGAGGUAUUCGCGGUCGCCGAUGGCGAUGGAGGGGCAGGUUUGCUAUACGGAUGAGUUUGGACAUACCAUGCUUCUUACUGAUGCCGAGGCACGAGAACGGUUUGGCGCUACGCUGGAAGGUCAGGCGAAUAAUGAGUUUGGCCCGCGUGUGUCUUAUGUCCGCAGUCUGAACCCGGUCACUUCGGCUGUCCCGAAUGCUUUCCGGGUCGGAGGCGGAGCACUUGUCAAGAUGGUGUCUUCCUUGAGCUCGCCGGGCGUUAUCUGGGCGAUCCUGGCGACUUCAAUCAGCCUCGGGGUCACAAUAGCCAUGUCACUCACCUACGGCGAGAUUCUGACGACCGACUUCGGAUGGUCCAUGGCCUCAGUCGGGCUCAUCAACUGCGGCGGCUUUCCCGCGGCCAUCGUCGCAAUGGCAUUAGCAGGUCCUUUGUCCGACAAGCUCAUUCUUUAUAUGGCUUCGCGACGGGGCGGUGUCCAUCGGCCAGAGGAUAUCCUGAUUACGCUGGCAUUUCCGUCCCUAGUCAGUGCGAUCGGCAUUAUCAUCUAUGGUGUGACGGCCCAGAAUCCUGCCGCUCAUAGUGCCUGGGGUAUCAUCAUGGGCUGGACGUUAUUCAAUAUUGGCUUCAUCGUGGCGCUCGUCACGGGUACGCACUUUGCAGCUGAAGCGUAUCCGCAGAAUCCAGGUCCUGCGCUCGUCAUGGUCGUCGGUUCGAAGAACAUCGUAUCUUUCGGUAAGUGGGAUGAGAGAAAAGCGUCCGAGUUGGUGAAGCUAAUGGCGAGAACAGCGGCAUCGUUCGGCAUCAUUCCACUGGUCCACAGGUUCAAUUACCUGACAGCAUAUAUGAUCCUUCUGGGUGCAUUCUGCGGCAUAUUCCUGCUCGGGAUUCCUGUCUACUUCCUCAAUCCAAAGUGGCGUGCUAUGGUUGGCAAGAAGCAAACAGAGUAG
Molecule: messenger RNA, 1689 nt
Organism: Recurvomyces mirabilis
Lineage: Eukaryota; Fungi; Ascomycota; Dothideomycetes; Mycosphaerellales; Teratosphaeriaceae
Exons: 3
Coding region: 1-1689 (562 amino acids)
Biological process (GO): transmembrane transport
Cellular component (GO): plasma membrane
Molecular function (GO): transmembrane transporter activity
Source: RefSeq, a predicted model, not a curated record